AUUGGGAACAGAGGGAGUUCAUUUACUGACCAGAGUGUGCCCUGAGAGGCCGUGCUGCUCCUUCUCCCACAUUCACUGGGGUGUCUUGCUCUGCAAGUGCAGUUUCAGGCGGUUUGGGAGCACACGCCCCAGACCUGCCGCCCGCUGCUUAUCUGCCACCCGUGGGUCCCAAGUUCCAGCGACUUCUCCUGUCCCACACUCCACUUUGCUCCCCGUGUGUCCUAAAGAAAGGGGACGUGCUCCCGAGAUUUUCCACGGUAUGAUUCUGGGUCUUCCACAUGUUUCUAAGAGGAAAGAAAAUUAAUAUAUCACCUGAGAUGAUAGCAUUUGAAGACCUGGCUGUGUACUUUACCUGGGAGGAAUGGCAGAAAAUGAACAAUGCUCAGAAAACCCUAUACCGAGAUGUGAUGCUGGAGACCUACAGCAGCCUGUUCUCCUUGGGGCCAUGCAUUACCAAACCUGACUUGAUCUUCAAGUUGGAGGAAGGAGCAGAGCCAUGGGUGGUGGAAGAAUGCCUGAAUCAGAGCCUUUCAGUGGGCAUGAAAAGAGAUGACCUGAUUUGGAUCAACCAGGAAAGUCAGGACAAAAUUCUGAAUCAGGAUUUUAGGAAAAAUAACAAGACAUCAGCCCCCAAGAGUGUUGAAUUAACAAAAACACUUAGUUUAAAUUCAAGCCAUAUUCCAACACUGAUUAUUAAAAAGGGAACCUAUUCAGGAUUGAAGUCUGAGGAAUGCAAUACAUGUCACAAUGUAUAUCUCCCCAGUGGGCCUCAUCAACUACAGGCUGAAGAAAAAUUUGAUAACACUAAGAUACCUGGAAAUUCUCUCCAGUUCUGUGAGCCUCUUGGUCAGCAUGACAAGACUCACAUCAUGGAGCAGCCAUUUGGACCCACUGGAGAAGCAAAAGUCUUCACAAGAAAGAUGUAUUGUAAAUCUGAGAGGGUUCAUAUGGCAGAAAACUGUAAUAAGUCAACUGUUACUUUUGGAAAAGCAACUCAAAUAGAAAAAGCUAUCCAUGAAAAUUCUAGCCUCAAUAUGCAUCAACAAAUUCACACAAGAAAGAAAUUUUGUAAGUACAUUAGCUAUGUUGAACCUGUCAUUCACCAAUCACAUCUUGCAAUAAAUCAGAGGCUAAAUACAAGGGAAAAACUCUAUACAUGUAAACCUUGUGGAAAAUCACUCAGUUUUAAUUCACCUUAUGAAUGUAAUGACUAUGGAAAAGCCUUUGGUCAAAAGUCAGUCCUCAGGAAACAUCAGCAAAUUCACACAGGGGAGAAACCUCAUGAAUGCAAUGACUGUGAAAAAGCCUUUACACAAAAGUCACACCUCAUAAACAAUCAGCAAAUUCACACAGGGGAGAAACCUCUUGAAUGUAAUGACUGUGGAAAAGCCUUUAGAAAAAGGUCACAUGUCAUAAACCAUCAGCGAAUUCACACAAGGGAGAAACUUUAUAAAUGUCUUCAUUGUGGAAAAGGCUUUCUGUGGAAGUCGGAGCUCAUUGUACACCAGAGAAUUCACACUGGGGAGAAACCCUAUGAAUGUAAUGACUGUGGAAAAGCCUUUGGACGAAAGUCAAACCUUGUAAUGCAUCAGAGAAUUCACACAGGGGAGAAACCUCAUGAAUGUAAUGACUGUGGAAAAGCCUUUGGACGAAAGUCAGACCUCAUGAAACAUCAGCAAAUUCACACAGGGGAGAAACCUCAUAAAUGUAAUGACUGUGGAAAAGCCUUUACACAAAAGUCAGUCCUCAGGAAACACCAGCGAAUUCACAUAGGGGAGAAACCUCAUGAAUGUAAUGACUGUGAAAAAGCCUUUACACAAAAGUCAGACCUCAGGAAACAUCAGCAAAUUCACACAGGGGAGAAACCUCAUAAAUGUAAUGACUGUGGAAAAGCCUUUACACAAAAGUCAGUCCUCAGGAAACAUCAGCAAAUUCACACAGGGGAGAAACCUCUUGAAUGUAAUGACUGUGGAAAAGCCUUUAGAAAAAGGUCACAUGUCAUAAACCAUCAGCGAAUUCACACAAGGGAGAAACUUUAUAAAUGUCUUCAUUGUGGAAAAGGCUUUCUGUGGAAGUCAUUCCUCAUUGUACACCAGAGAAUACACACUGGGGAGAAACCCUAUGAAUGUAAUGACUGUGGAAAAGCCUUUGGACAAAAGUCAAACCUUGUAAUACACCAGAGAAUUCACACAGGGGAGAAACCUCAUAAAUGUAAUGAGUGUGGAAAAGCUUUUGGACAAAAGUCAGACCUCACGAAACAUCAGCAAAUUCACACAGGGGAGAAACCUCAUAAAUGUAAUGACUGUGGAAAAGCCUUUGGACUAAAGUCAUGCCUCAUAUUACACCAGAGAAUUCACACAGGGGAGAAACCUUAUGAAUGUAAUGACUGUGGAAAAGCCUUUGGACGAAAGUCAAACCUUGUAAUGCACCAGAGAAUUCACACAGGGGAGAAACCUCAUGAAUGUAAUGACUGUGGAAAAACCUUUAGACGAAAGUCAGGCCUCAUCGUGCAUCAAAGAAUUCACACAGGGGAGAAACCUCAUAAAUGUAAUGACUGUGGAAAAGCCUUUGGACGAAAGUCACACCUCAUCAUACACCAGCGAAUUCACACAGGGGAGAGACCUCAUAAAUGUAAUGACUGUGAAAAAGCCUUUGGACACAAGUCAUACCUCAUGAAACAUCAGAGAAUUCACACAGGGGAGAAACCUCAUGAAUGUAAUGACUGUGGAAAAGCCUUUAGACGAAAGUCAAACCUUGUAAUGCACCAGAGCAUUCACACAGGGGAGAAACCUCAUAAAUGUAAUGACUGUGGAAAAGACUUUGGACGAAAGUCAACACUCCGCAUACAUCAGCAUAUUCACACAGGGCAGAGACCUCAUGAAUGUAAUGACUGUGGAAAAGCCUUUGGACGAAAGUCAAACCUUGUAAUGCAUCAGAGAAUUCACACAGGGGAGAAACCUCAUGAAUGUAAUGACUGUGGAAAAGCCUUUGGAUGAAAGUCACAUCUCAUGAAACAUCAGCAAAUUCACACAGGAGAGAAAUUUUAAAUGUAACAACUGUGGAAAAGCCUUUGCCCAUAAGUUAGACCUCAUGAAACAUCAGCAAAAUCACAUGGGGCAGAAACCUCAUGAAUGUAAUGACUGUGGAAAAGCCUAUGUAUAAAAGUCACACCUCAUAUCACACUACAGAAUUCACACAGGAGAGAAAACUCAUGAUUGAAAUGACUGUGGAAAAGCAUUUAGCCAUAAGUCAACACUCUUCAUACAUCAGAGAAUUCACACAGGGGAGAAACCUUAUGAAUGUAAUGACUGGAAAAGCCUUUGGACAAAAGUCAAACCUCAUAAUGCACCAGAGAAUGCACACAGUGUUAAAACUUCAGGAAUGUAAUGACUGUGGAAAAGCCUUUGGUCUUAAGUUCUAACUCCAAAUGCAUCAGAGAAUUCACACAGGGAAAUAAAUUUAUAAAUGGAUGACUGUUGAAAAGCCUUUUUCUAUAAAUUAUACCUCAUAUCAAAACAGAAUUCAUACAGGCCAGAAACCUUAUGAGUCUAAUGAGUGUGGGAAAGCCUUUUCUUAUAAAUCAUAGCUCAUAUCACACCAGAGAAUUCACACUGGGGAGAAACCUCAUGAAUUCAAUGACUGUAGAAAACCCAUGGCAAUAAGUCCCAUCUCAAAAUGCAUCAGAAAAUUCACAGGAAGAGAAACCUUUUGAACAUAAUGACUUGGAAAGCUUUUUCCCAUAAUUCAGCCCUCAUUGCACAUCAUCGAAUUCAUAUAGGUGGAAAACACUUUGAGUAUAAUGCAUAUGGGAAAUCUUUUUUUAAACUUUUAUUUAAUGAAAAUAAAUUUCCAAAGUACAGCUUAUGGAUUACAAUGGCUUCCCCCACAGCAAACUUCCCUCCCACCUGCAACCCUCCCCUUUCCUGCUCCCUCUCCCCUUCCGUUCACAUCAAGAUUCAUUUUCAAUUCUCUUCAUAUAUAGAAGAUCAGUUUAGUAUAUAUUAAGUAAAGAUUUCAACAGUUUGCCCCCACAUAGCAACACAAAGUGAAAAAUACUGUUGGAGUACUAGUUAUAGCAUUAAAUAACUGUGUACAGCACAUUAAGGACAGAGAUCCUACAUGAUAUUUUUAAAAAAUUAGGCUGGCGCUGUGGCUUAACAGGCUAAUUCUCCACCUUGUGGCACCGAUACACUGGGUUCUAGUCCUGGUCGGGGCACCAGAUUCUAUCCCGGUUGCCCCUCUUCCAGGCCAGCUCUCUGCUAUGGCCCAGGAGGGCAGUGGAGGAUGGCCCAAGUGCUUGGGCCCUGCACCCCAUGGGAGACCAGGAGAAGCACCUGGCUUCUGGCUUCAGAUCAGCGCAAUGUGCCGGCUGCAGCGGCCAUCGGAGGGUGAACCAGCAGCAAAAAGGAAGACCUUUCUCUCUGUCUCUCUCUCUCACUAUCCACUC
Lepus europaeus (European hare) is the source of this 4447-nucleotide messenger RNA. Its product is annotated as zinc finger protein 271-like. The coding region runs from base 279 to 2996 and encodes 905 amino acids. NCBI's taxonomy places the organism in Eukaryota, Metazoa, Chordata, Mammalia, Lagomorpha, Leporidae. The transcript has 6 exons. Gene Ontology annotation, biological process: regulation of transcription by RNA polymerase II. The record is from RefSeq and is a predicted model, not a curated record. Gene Ontology annotation, molecular function: RNA polymerase II cis-regulatory region sequence-specific DNA binding; DNA-binding transcription factor activity, RNA polymerase II-specific.